Molecule: messenger RNA, 3270 nt
Organism: Volvox carteri f. nagariensis
Lineage: Eukaryota; Viridiplantae; Chlorophyta; Chlorophyceae; Chlamydomonadales; Volvocaceae
Exons: 3
Coding region: 1-3270 (1089 amino acids)
Biological process (GO): regulation of apoptotic process; protein ubiquitination; ubiquitin-dependent protein catabolic process
Source: RefSeq, a predicted model, not a curated record
AUGCCUUCUGUUGACAUCCAGAACCCACAGACUGCGGACAAUUCUUCCGACGGCGAUGGCAGCGGCAACACCGUACCCGGACGAGCACCCACCCCUUCCGGGCUUUCGGAUUCCAGUUCCAGAUCCAAGCCCUCUAGGUCCUCCUCCUCCGUCUCCUGCAAUCUGCCAUCCUGGAUGAGCCGGUGGGCUAAACCCACAGUAGCCUCUACACAGCUCGCAAAUGGGAUGACACUGCGUGAUUUCAAAGCCAGGCCAUUGCCAGCCUCCAGCGCGCGGCGGAGGAUAGGGCGUAAGAGCAGCGGUGCCGCCGGAGGCGAGAUGGUGGCCGUCACCGCCGCCAGCGGGACGCGGCGACCAUCCGGAACCCGCGCCACCGCCGCCGCCGGCACAGCUGGAGCACCAGCGGCGGCGGCUCUCGAUGGCGACGGCGGCGGCGUAUCUUCCGUACUCCUCCACUUCAUGCGGGCCAGCAGCGGGCCCUGUGGCGCCACGGCCACGCCACCCGCCUCCACCACCCAGCCGGCCGCCACCAGACCGCCUCUCCGUACUGUUCGUACGUCACGUAGCAUCAGCAGCGACGUUGAUGGUUCUGUUGGCACAACACGGGCCCCCGCCCUCGCUCAGAAUGUCGGCUCCGUAAGCUUUACCAAUGCCACGGCGCCGGCGGCGGUGCCAGCGCCAGCGGCAGCAGCGACACCGGCGCCAGCGGCGGCGGGGCCUCAGCGGCGUCCUGCCAGCGCGGGACCUUCACAAAGUCCUUCGGUUCCGCCGUCCUCUCCGCCAGUCAGCGGCGCCACAUGUGCUGCCGCCACGCAUCAUCUGGGCCCCAGCUCCCGCCCAGGUUCCAACGACAACAACAACCACCUGCCUGUUCAACUGAAUGGCCACCGCAAUGCCCCACUACCGGUUGGCGGCACCGCCUCAGGGGGCACUAUUAACGGCGGCGGUGGCGGUGGCGGCAGCCGCCGUCCUCCGCGUCCCGCUACUGCCGCCGCUGGCGCGAAUGAACGCGGUGGCAGCGCGAACGGGGCUGCUGGCGGUGGCGCAGGGCAGCUGCCGGCGGUGGCAGCGGCCGGAGCUGGUGGCGGCGGCGCCCGCCGCAGGCCAGCAUCCGCCAGCGGAGCCGCCUCCGCCGGCGUGAUUCGUCGAUCCUCCAAUCCAAACUCGCCGACGAAGGUGAUGGUGGUGUCGGCGACAUCGACGGCGCGAUCGGGAAGCGCCGGUCGCGGCGGUCAGACGGCGACGGCGGCGCCGUCGGCGUCAUUGCGCCGGGGUCCUCUGGCGGCGAUGGAGGCCCUGGCGGGUCUGGGUCCGCUGGCGGAGGAUGUCGGUUACAAGGUGGCGGCAGGCGAUAUGCUGCUGGCGGCUGGCGGCAGCGGCAGCGGCAGCGGCGGCCGCAAUGGUGGAUGUGCUUCGCCACCGUCGUUGCCUCUGAACGUUCCGUCGGCGCAACACAUGCUGCUGUACGGCAGUUUGCAGGACCUCUACGAACGCUUGGCUCGGCCUGGUGACCGCCUGCUGCAUCUGUCGCUGGGAUCCGUGACCUUCUCCGGAGAUCUGGAUUCAACCGCCGGAGGAGGCGACGCGAUCCGGAUCCAGAACCGUACCGUCAUCUUGCACAACUGCACGCUGGCGUUUAAGCCGGGCCAGAAGCUGUACGUCGGCGAUGGAGGACACGUCAUCCUGGCAGACGUGUCAAUUAUUGCGUUAGCCGGCGGCGGCGGCGGCGGCGGCGGCGAGGCAGGGGAGAGAACUCCGCGCGGCUCCGGAGCGCGGCCGCUGCCGUCACCGCGGUAUUUGAACAGCGCCGCGAGCACACCUCGCAGUAGCCGCUGCAUCAGCAGCCUUGGCUUGCCGCUGCUCCACGUCAGCGAAGGUGGACGACUGCUACUGCGCGGCUGUUGCGUGAAGAGCGUGCCCGCUGGCAGCGGCGGCAGCGGCGGCGCCACACCGCCAAUACUGUCCAUCCUGGCCGAUGGCGGCGCCGCUGUCGAGGCCAUCGGCUGCCGCUUGGGUCGCUGUGCCGCCGUCGGCGAUAGCACCUGGCUGGCGCUGCGACGGUGUACGGUGAAGCCAAGUACGGCUGACGUCGCCGCAGUUGCAGCGGCGGCGGCGGCCCCUUGGCCGCUGCUUCGGGUCGCCGACGGCGCCGCCGCGGAGGUGUCUCAGGUAGAGCUACGUAACGGCCCUUCGCACGGCGUCGUAGCCUCCGGGGCCGGUACACGAGUGGCGCUAUCGCGAUCAGCUGUCGUACAGUGCCGCCUUCACGGCGUGCUGGUCUCCCAAGGCGCCACGCUGACGGCGGCGAUUUGCCGCGUCGGCGGUAACGGCGCGACAGGCAUGACGGCCCGCGGCCGCGGCACCGCUGUGGACCUGCGCGACUGCGAGUUGUCGUACAACACCAUCAGCAAUCUGUGGGUUGGCGGCGCCGCUAACGUCAGCCUUGCGUCAUGCUCGGCGCUGGGGUCCCGCGAGGGCUGCGGCGCGGCGGUGGAGGGCGGCGGCACUCGGCUGCUGGCCACGGCGUGUAUCUUCGACGGCAACGCCGCCAGCGGUGUACGUGUACGACAAGGCGCUAUGACGGAGCUACGUGACUGCAGCGGCAGCGGGAACGCCUGCAGCGGUUUGGAGGUGGAGGGCACCGUCGAUUCGGCCGAUAACGCGGAGCUGCUGGCGGAGGCGACGCUGAAGCGUACGGCACCGCCGCCGCCGCCGCUACCUGAGGUAUUUUGCCUCGUGGUGGGUGGGCAGCUAGCGAAGAACAGCAGCCAUGGUUGUGUCGUACGCCGCGGCGGCGGGUUACGCAUCACAGCUGGCUGCGAGCUGAGUCAGAACGGCGGCGACGGUGCGUGCGCUGACGGCGUCGGCUGCGAGCUGUUGCUUGACGGAGGCUGUACGGCACGAGGCAACGGCGAAAGCGGGUUGUUUGUUUGUUCCGGCGCGGCGGUGUGGGCUGAAGGCUGCCGUCUGGGCGGUAAUGCGCAUGGCGACGUGUCUGUGGGGGGACGGGGGAGCCGGGGGCGGCUGGUGGACUGCGUGUUCGACGACAACCCCAUGACUUCCCUCCGGGUUCACAUGGGCGCCAAGGUACUUCCGGAUGCAAAAAGGGGACGCGAAGGAAAAACACACACGGUGAAGGAAAACACACACGGUGAAGGAAAACACACAGCGUGGGAGCAAUUGGCCUGGGGGGGAGCCGGCGGCAGUGGCGGCGGUCGGGGGUUGUGGGAGAAGACGGGUUUGCUCGGAGCCGGCUUUCGGGUGGGAUAA